UACAACAUAAAGUUGCGCAAGCCUAUUGGUUUUCUUUUAAAAAACUAGUGCGCAUGAGUUUUCGAAAAAUACCAGUUGACAACGCAAGUUAAAAUCGAUAGGGAUGUAGCGACUAUAGUCUUGUCCGUUUUGAAAAAUGUAAUAGAUUAACAUAGACAUAACAUAACUCUAGAAAAUAACCUAAAAAUCAAAAGUAAAAUUUGGAUGUGCAAUAAUAUAAUGAACUGUGGUUACUAAAAAUUGUUGGGAAAUAAAUAUUGAUUAACAGAAUCAAAAUACAUAUUCGAAUUCACAUUAAAAUACUUUGAUUUCUAUUUAUAUUUUCAAUAAUAAAAUAUCUAGAUGAUUUGUCCGGAUUUUUUAGAAUUUCAGGACAUCCUGAAGAAGAUGAGGAUACUUGAUGAUAAAAUAGUAUAUGCCUUAAAUACGUCAAUUCCGACAGAGUCAUUUAAAGCUAAAAUUGAUGCUACUGCAGCUUGUCAUGAUCUUUACUCUCAGAUACGAACAGGGCAUUCUGAAAGGGAAAAUGUAAUAAAAAAUUGUAUACUGGCAACUGCAGAAUCAGUAAAAAAGCUAAAAGCAGUCAAAGAAGAAAAACCUAAUGAUUUAGAAGUUUUGAGGAACUUGAAAGCGGAGCAAAAAAAGUUGAGACUUCUUCAAACUGAACUUAGUGUAGAAGAAGUUAUUCAAGAAAAGACAACAAAACUCUUUACAGAAAAAUGUAGAAGCUACUAUAAGCCCUGAUAUUUAUGAAGACUGAAACUUGUUUUACCUUUUCCUGAAUUAUUAUUGUAUACAUUGAAUCAAUAGUUCUUAGA
Bombyx mandarina (wild silkworm) is the source of this 818-nucleotide messenger RNA. It is a transcript of the gene Ccdc58, whose product is annotated as Coiled-coil domain-containing 58. The record is from RefSeq and is a predicted model, not a curated record. Lineage: Eukaryota; Metazoa; Arthropoda; Insecta; Lepidoptera; Bombycidae. Gene Ontology annotation, cellular component: mitochondrial intermembrane space; mitochondrion.